AUGUUCUCUCAUCUCCCUGUUCCUGGCACCCUGAGACUGUUCUGCAGGAUGUCCUCCUCCUGUGUCAGCGCAUUGCCCACAUCCUUGUUGCGCUCGGCUGCCUACGUCGGUGGUUCCUGGAUACGAUCUUCUGAUUCCGCCACUUUCCCGGUGCUGGAUCCCGCCACUGGAACAGAACUGGUGCAGGUUACUGACUGUGGGCCUGCAGAGUGCAGAGAGGCAUUGAAAGCUGCUUCAGGGGCAUUUCAGAGCUGGAAGGAGGUGUCCAGCAAGGAACGGAGCAACUUGCUGCGCAGAUGGUAUGACCUGAUGAUCCAAAACAAAGAAGAUUUAGCCAAGAUUAUCACAGCAGAAAAUGGCAAACCUUUAAAGGAAGCACUUGGUGAGAUUGUAUAUGCUGCAGGCUUUGUGGAGUGGUUCUCUGAAGAGGCUCGCCGUAUAUAUGGAGAUGUGAUCUCUGUGCCACUGAAAGACCGAAGAGCCUUGGUCCUCAAACAACCUGUUGGCGUUGCAACCAUCAUUACCCCAUGGAAUUUCCCCAGCGCAAUGAUCACAAGAAAGGUUGGGGCUGCUCUGGCUGCUGGGUGUACAGUUAUAGUGAAGCCUGCAGAAGACACCCCACUGUCUGCAUUAGCACUUGCAGAGCUUGCUCAUCAGGCUGGCAUCCCAGGUGGAGUGUACAAUGUUGUGCCAUGUUCUCGGCAGAAGGCCCCAAAAGUUGGAGAAAUUCUGUGCACAGAUCCUGCAGUAGCCAAAAUUUCUUUCACUGGGUCUACUGUUACAGGAAAGAUUCUGCUUCGCUAUGCAGCUGAUUCUGUAAAGCGGGUGUCUAUGGAACUUGGAGGACAUGCUCCAUUCAUUGUCUUUGACAGUGCAGACGUGGACAAAGCAGUAGCUGGUGCUCUUGCUUCCAAGUUUCGAAAUUCUGGCCAGACUUGUGUCUGUACAAACAAAUUCCUGGUUCAGAAAGGAGUACAUGAUGCCUUUGUAACAAAGCUGGCAGCGCUGAUAAAGAAAGAUCUGUAUGUGGGCAAUGGAUUUAAAGAUGGUGUCAAUCAGGGUCCACUUAUUAAACGAAAAAGCUGUGGAGAAGGUAAUUAUUAG
Staurois parvus is the source of this 1104-nucleotide messenger RNA. The record is from the annotation of a GenBank genome assembly. Lineage: Eukaryota; Metazoa; Chordata; Amphibia; Anura; Ranidae.